This is a messenger RNA of Toxorhynchites rutilus septentrionalis, 3556 nucleotides long. It is a transcript of the gene 14-3-3zeta, whose product is annotated as 14-3-3 protein zeta. Lineage: Eukaryota; Metazoa; Arthropoda; Insecta; Diptera; Culicidae. Gene Ontology annotation, cellular component: cytoplasm. The record is from RefSeq and is a predicted model, not a curated record. The coding region runs from base 497 to 1243 and encodes 248 amino acids. The transcript has 7 exons. Gene Ontology annotation, biological process: signal transduction.
GCAUACUGCUACAACAGUUCUAAAUUUUACUCAGUUCGUUUUAAAUUUUUUAUCGGGAAUGUUCACAUUUUUGUAGUUAUAGAUAGAAAUGUUUAAACCGUUUGUCUUUAAAUAAGCGAAACAGAAAGAGCGGAAAGUGCGGAUAAAAGUCACUUCUGUGCAAAACGGGGAAAAACGGAAAGAUUCGCAAAAGAUAAAUGAGAAUUUUAACUUCUACACAGAAGUAGAGCCGACAGAAAAAAAAACUGUUCUAUUGGAAGAAGCAAAAAGACGGAUUACCAGUGAUACUACGAGAGCUGUGAAAAUUAACAGAAUUUUAUUAGCUAAUAACCAAUUUUAAAAUAAGGGGUCAACUAUCGAUUUUUUGCAUCAUAGUUUGAGUGCUGCAGAACCUUGAAGUCGGACCGUCUCGGGCUCUCGGAAAACUUCGAUUAUAGUCCGUUUUUUUCUACUCUAACCAGCAGAGCGUCUCGCUUAAUCACAAAACAGCAGCAAAAUGUCUACCGUCGACAAGGAGGAGUUGGUACAGAAGGCCAAACUGGCCGAACAGUCGGAACGAUAUGACGAUAUGGCACAAGCGAUGAAAUCAGUGACAGAAACCGGCGUAGAACUAUCAAAUGAAGAACGAAACCUGCUGUCUGUCGCCUAUAAGAAUGUUGUCGGUGCACGAAGAUCGUCAUGGCGAGUAAUAUCGUCCAUCGAGCAGAAAACCGAAUCCUCCGCCCGCAAACAGCAACUGGCCCGGGAAUACAGAGAACGAGUCGAGAAGGAGCUUAGGGAAAUCUGUUACGAAGUAUUGGGCCUGCUGGACAAAUUCUUGAUCCCCAAAGCGAGUAAUCCAGAAAGUAAGGUAUUUUACCUCAAAAUGAAGGGCGAUUACUACAGAUACCUAGCCGAGGUAGCCACAGGAGAAACCCGCAACACCGUAGUAGACGAUUCCCAAGCCGCUUACCAGGAUGCCUUUGAAAUUAGUAAAGGCAAAAUGCAGCCAACACAUCCCAUCCGAUUGGGUCUCGCGCUCAAUUUCUCAGUCUUCUAUUACGAGAUCCUAAAUUCUCCAGAUAAAGCCUGCCAGCUGGCGAAACAGGCGUUCGAUGACGCAAUUGCGGAACUGGACACGCUGAACGAGGAUUCCUACAAAGACUCCACCCUGAUCAUGCAGUUGCUGAGGGAUAACCUCACCCUGUGGACCUCGGACACUCAAGGGGACGGUGAUGAACCACAGGAAGGUGGCGAUAAUUAACCAAACUAAAAUUAAUGAGAAACAAAAAAAACACACACACUUAAAUAUAAUAGAAAUUCCUUUUGACUAAUUAAUUAAAAAAGAAAAACAAGACAAAGAAAAAACGCAAAAACAAAUGCAAAAAUCAUUUCUUUAAGAAAUCGCUAAACACACUUUGUGAAGUUUGUCUUAAAGGAAAAAGAGAGAAAACAAAUACAUGUUUGUAUGUAUGUUCUAUUUAUCCCCCUCCCCCUAUAAUUGUUUCCAUUUGGGAAACAUCCGAAAAGUUUAAGCUUCGUUAAUAGAUAGUUUCACUACACAGAAAAUUGUUAUUCUUUUUAUUUGUUUUAUUUUUCACAUGAGCCGCGAAACAACUUAGUCGCUUGUAAUUUACCAGAUAUGAACAAAGCAUUAGAAAAUGGGAUUCAUUUUUGGCAGUCUCGCGCAGUCAGACAGCAGAGCAGCACAUUUACGGUGUGCGAAAAAAAAUCUGGAACACGUUUUCAGCAGUGUGUUCGUCUUUUUUUUUGAAAAUAAUUUUCUGGAAUUUCUCGACUUUUUAAAAUGUUCACUUCGAAACAUACGUUCCACAAAACAUAAUAUAAACCGAAUUGUAUUAUUCUAACGCCCCUGUGUCCCCCUUUAUACGAAGAAUAAACUAAGUCAAGGAGAAGGAAGAGAAAAACUUCUAUAAGUGUAUACCAUCCCCCCCCAUUUGAAGUCUUUGUGAUUCACUCUGGAACGCAUGCGCACCUUUUAGGACGGCGAACGUGCGUUCUGCGUUUUCCCAACUUUUUACCAAUGAAGAAGAGAUACUCUUAACUGUAUUUGCCAACAAUUUAACAGCAUUGUCUUUUUACGCAUUCAUCAAAGAGAAAACAAUUUAAAACGGAAGAAGAACUACUACGAUACCGCCGAAUUAAGAACUCACGAGAUAGACGGCGGAAGUAGGAAACCAUUAAUCAAGAGGAAGAACAGAACAUCUAACAUCGUUCUACGUAAAAAUCAACAUCAUAUGGAAAUUAUUACUCUAAAAAACAGCAGGAGAACACAUAACGCGCAUAAUGUAAGAAUUAAAGUUUUUAUUAAAAGGCAGAGAAAAAAAAUCGAAAAACAUCAAUUUUUGUGAGGAAACAUGGCUAAGAAUGCUACCUACACAUUCUGUGGAGAAUUGUAACAAGAAUUUUUUAAUUUAUGGCGUUCACAAGAAAUACACACUCACGAUUUUUCAUGUAUUAUAACAACAAACAACUAUGGAAAACAGCUAAAUAAAAGCAGGAACAACAUUAACUGUGUCCACAAUAACUGAAGAAAAAAUAAUUCUUGUCAAACCGAGUUUUCCUUCAACCUUCCAUCCGACAGAAACGGGCGGCGGCACCGGAUUGGCCUCUGUAAUGUUGUGUAACAAUGCGAAUGUCCUUUAUGUGUUGUAUUCCGUAUGAAAAUCGAGACGAUGCCUUUUGCUUGUGAACGGUUCUCACGUUUUUUUCUACUUCGGGAGCUCCGAAACGGAUGCGGCCAGUGAUUUCCAGCCACAGAACGGAAUGCCAUAUUAUACAAAACAUAAGAACAUUUAUUCACCUGGUGAGAGUGAAUGUAGUCAAUUGGCAACUAUAUUGCUUCGCAGAAUUUAUCUUAAUGCAGCAAAACCGAUUUCGGUUAGGUGACUUGCUGGUUGUUGCAGGAACAGAAGAAAAAAUCGCCGCAGCAGAGCAAGUAGAGGAAAUGUUAACAAACCUAUUGUAUAGUUCCUCAAGUGCAGCAAAGCAUGUUGCAAGUUAUUUAUUUACAAUUUUAAUGGUCAUUCGUUGUUCGCUUUAUUUUAUACUUAGAAACUACUUCAUUCGCGCUGAAAACACAACGAGAGCGCCACAACAAUUCUCAUUUGAGUGAACUCUUCGGAUAAAGACCGUGUUCAAGAAAAAGUUGUCCAUGUUUCGAAAAGUUGAAAUACUGCUAAACAAAAUAUAGAGGAACCCAAAUAACAUUAUAUUUACAUAAACAUUGCUACUGUUAUAAUUGGAGCCAGCAGUUUUGAUUUUCAUUGCAUUAUACGCAAGCGUUUUGAGAAGCUAAAAGACGACUGAGAAGGAGAAACAUCAGCAAAUUUGAAGCAAAUGAAGAUCGGUAAAACUUUCGAAGAACCAGCAGUAAAUGUAAUGAACACACACACAAAAUAAAUGAGAAAAAGAAUCAAAAAUACUCAUCUUCGUUUUUUGGUAAAUAUCGCUGUUUCCAUUCAUUGGUUGUACCGUAUUAAGCAAAAGAAGGUAUUGUAAAUUAAACCGCUCUGAUCUGAGAGUAAAAAUCUUGAAUAAAGAAACAAAAAACCGA